AUGGCGUACAACUCGUACAACUCGUCCAUCGUGCUCGACCUCCCUCCACUGCCGUCAUACACCCUGACUCCUCGCGAGCCCCUCCUUGCUCCGAUCCCCGAUAACAUUCUGGCCUUGAUCUUGCCAAUUGUCGCCUAUUGGGUUGUCUCCCUGUUGUUCCACUUCAUCGACGUCAACGAUUACUUUCCCCAGUAUCGCCUCCAUACACCCGCGGAACUGCUCAAGCGAAACCACGUUUCUCGUGCGGAUGUGGUAAGGGAUGUAAUCUUUCAACAGGUUAUCCAAACUCUGGCAGGUUUGGUGGUAGCGUAUUUCGAUGAGGUGGAGUAUGUCGGUCGCGAAGAGUACGAUGUGGCGGUCUGGGCCAGGCGCCUCCGGAUUCUCCAGAAGGCGGUUCCCACGCUUGUCGGCUUUUUGGGUGUUGAUUCUAUUCGUCUCGCAAAGAAUCUGUCUCGAUACCCGUCCCUGGCUGGCAUUCUGUCUGGUGGAUCGUAUCCAGGACUCGUCCAGACUGUGAUCUUGGACAAUGGAGCCGAGGUAGUGGCGCCAGCAUUUGCGAAGUGGGAGCUCGCCGCAGCAAGCUUUAUCUAUUGGUAUUUCAUUCCGGCCAUCCAGUUCACCUGGGCCAUCCUCGUCGUAGACACCUGGCAGUAUUUCUGGCACCGGGCCAUGCACCUCAACCGGUGGCUCUAUGUGUCUUUCCACUCUCGCCACCACCGUCUCUAUGUGCCCUAUGCCUUUGGAGCCCUGUACAAUCAUCCCGUGGAAGGAUUCCUCCUGGAUACGGCGGGAACGGGUGUGGCGUUCCUCACCUCCCGGAUGACCAGUCGCCAAAGCAUGUGGUUCUUCACCCUGUCGACCAUCAAGACUGUAGACGACCACUGUGGGUAUGCGUUUCCUUGGGAUCCUCUGCAGUUAAUCACCUCCAACAAUUCCGCCUACCAUGACAUCCAUCACCAGAGUUGGGGUAUCAAGACCAACUUCUCCCAGCCGUUUUUCACUUUCUGGGAUCGUCUGCUGGGAACCCAAUGGAAGGGGGAUGUCUCGCUGAAGUACGAACGUGCGCGCACCGCUGCUGAAAAGCAGGUCGAGGCGGACAGAGCCAAGCAGACCGGAGACGCAGCGGAUGACGCGCUUCCAACAGAGCCAGGCCCGCUCGAUGCCGGCAACCCCGAUCAUGACUCAAAUCAAGACCAGGUGGAAGUGUCUCCCCGCAAGAUUAUUCACCGGAGCAUGCGGAGUACAGCUACUACAAGAGGCCAUGGAGUGAACAGCAGCAUUCGUCAGAAGUAG
This is a messenger RNA of Rasamsonia emersonii CBS 393.64, 1293 nucleotides long. RefSeq names its product Sphinganine hydroxylase Sur2. The transcript is spliced from 2 exons. Gene Ontology annotation, biological process: lipid biosynthetic process. Gene Ontology annotation, molecular function: oxidoreductase activity; iron ion binding. The coding region runs from base 1 to 1293 and encodes 430 amino acids. The record is from RefSeq and is a predicted model, not a curated record. NCBI's taxonomy places the organism in Eukaryota, Fungi, Ascomycota, Eurotiomycetes, Eurotiales, Trichocomaceae.